AUGCCGGGGGGAUGGAUCAAAGCAGGAACCCUUGCCGACGGGGACCUGCUCAACGAUACCCUUGAGUCUGAGUUGAUAGAGGCGGCCGCCUACGACGACGACGAUGCCUCCCAGGGUACGUACAUACUUCAGGUACUUCACGGAGACUACGCUCCAGAAGGCGGCGUGCUUCUCACAGCGCGCUACCUUGCAGCGAAAGACGACUAUUAUAAUUAUUGGAUGCGGUCUGGAGGCCGCCCAAUAAAAGACGUCUACCACGUGUGCGCAGCUGCUGGGUGCAGGGGGGGGCCAAAAGGACAAAUCCAUAUAGAGUCCUGGAGGCCACUCGGCCGCGAGGACAUCGAGGAGGGCAGGCUCGCCUGGGCGGCGAAGCCAGGACUCCAGAAACGGAUUCUGGAGGCCCUGCGCGAGGGGGCUGAGCCAGGGGGAGAGAGCGGUGCCGAACGCCGCGGCGGCGAGGCGACGCCGCUGGCCGACGGGGAGCGUCCCCCUGGCCGGUCGCCGAGUGGCCGCCCAGCGGCGGAGCCACGAGCGGAGGCUCUGGGCGAGCCUCCGCCUGCGGGGCGCGGGGCCCCCGACGGCGCGUUGUGGGCUGGCGCCCGCAGCGUGCGACCCCGGCGUGGGGUCGGGGAAGAGCUAGAGGAGCUCCGCGCUGGCCUGGAGGAAGGCAACAACCGCCACGGCCUGGACAGGCCAGACCGCGCCCGCGGGCACAGGAGCAGGCGCCGAGCCCGCGCCGCGGAGAGCGGCGCAGCCCGCCCCGCCGUGAGGCAGCGAGUCCGCGGCGCGGGGGAGAGCCCAGCCCGCGCCGCCGCGAAGCGGCGAGCCCGCGCGGCCGGGAACAGGGCGCAAGGGAGCGGUCAGGAGACGGGCCCCGCCGGCGCCGCCGCCGUUGGCGACCGCUCGAGCACCACGCAGGGGCGGUUGAUGCGCUUCGCGCGCGAGAACCAAGGCAGGCUGGCCGAGAAGCUACUGUGGAAAAUGGCCAGCAGGGUUACUCCUGGGGGAGAGGCGGACUCCGACUCCGAGAACCAGACAGGAGCCGCACCGGCGGUCGCUUCGGCGUACCACUUGAGGGUGCUGUCCACGCAGCAGCCGCCCCUCUCGAAGCGCAACGCGAACGAGAUGCGGCUCAUGUGCAAAAUGCUCGACCUGCUCAGCCGCAACAAGGUCAAGAGAGCCAUGGACUUCGCAGCCCAGCACUUGAAAGCCAUCGAGCAGUCGGUGGCAGACGGGGGCUGGACCAGAGCCCGCUUCCUCGAAUUGUUCGAGGAGGAUGCGCCGUCCCUCGUCGGCAGGGGGGAGAAGUACAUGAUGCGGUCGGAGGUCCGAGCCGAGCAGGCACUCGCUCUCCGGAGCGGCUCGGGCCCGAAAGGGGCACCAAAGGGCGCCCGCUCGGACGAAGCUGGCGCAGCGGUCAACGGGGCGACGGAGAGCCGCGGCAAGGGCGAGGCCUUCAGCGGGAAGGGCUUCAGCUUCGGCGCGGCCUCGAAGAGCAAAGCGAAGGGGAAAGACAAGGAGCUAGUCCACGAAAACGAGCUGUGGGCAUUCUUUGAAGACGCGCUGACUCACCUGGACACGCCGUUAGGGCGGCAUGCCUCGCUCGACCCUCCUUCGGGCACCCAGCCCGCCAGCGACUUGCUACCAAUGCCGGCAGCAGCGGCGCGCGAGCACGCGCGGUCGUUGUCUGAGGCAGCGGGGCACGACGGUGCUCGCGCAUCCCACUGCCAGGCGGCAGUGUGGUGCAUGACGGUAGCCCUCAACUUCGUCGCACAAGCAGCAUGGGCGGGAGACGCGAAAGGCUCCCCUUCGCCAGGGCCGCGACCAGGCCUCACGACCACGCAACAGCACGCCGCGGGCCAUCUCUGGGAAGCGGCAGCCGAGCUCCUGGCGGAAGGCGGCCCCGCGCCGUCCGCUCGCCAGAUCAGGGCGGACCUAGCCACUCGCCAAACGGAUUACAUGGGUGAGCCCGUUUCCGUGCGCAGGCAACUGGUCGCAAGCAAGGUGCUGCCGGCUUGGCCGCGCGCGGGCGAAGCGGCAGCAGUGCCCGUCACUAGGUUCUUGGACGGGGAGCUUCUUGACGAUGUCCUUAACCCAAGCUCCUGCCUCCUCCCCCCAGACGAAUGGCCCCUCGACCCGCCGUGUUCGAGAGUGCACGCCUCGGACCGAGAAUGGUACAAAAUCGUGAAAGAGGGCGCUGCCAGAGGCAUUUUCGCCGAGGUCCCAGAAGACAAGAUUUUCCGCGACCCUUCAGGCCGGCUGGUCGUCAACGGGGCAAUGGGCAUCGACAAGCCCCCCAAAUCUUCCGAAGAAGGGGAAACGCUGUUGCGCUUCAUCUCCAUCUUCACACCGAUCAACGCGUAUUUACGCAAGCUCCGUGGAGAUGACCACACUCUCCCGGUAGCGGCGCUACUCAGCGCUUGCAUUUUGGAAGAUGGGGAAGAGUUCUGGGACGACGCUGAAGACCAAAAGGGCUGCUUCAACAUCUUCCGGCUCCCGGAAGAGUGGCUGGGGUAUUGCGCGUACUCCAAGCAGGUCCCAGCGUCAGCGUUCGGUGGGGAUCCGAACAGGCUAGCUUGGGUUGCUAUGCGUUGCGUUGCGAUGGGGUCAAAAAUCGCUGUAUCGAUCAUGCAGCGGGUCAUGCGGGUCCUGGUGUUCGAAGAAUCUACCGUCGACGCGGCCACGGAGCUCAGGCGAGACGCGCCGGUGCCCGAGGAUAGCGUGAGCGUCGUUUGUCUCGACGGGUUCGACUUCGUGCGGAAAGCCCAAACGCGGCUCCAGCACCUCCAGGCGCCAGAAUCGGAAGAACACAUCGCCUUCGUUGGCACGUGUGCCCGAUAUGGCAUCCCCCUCAACCCUGCGAAGUCUUUGGUGGCGAAGCUCAAUGCGGGCAUCCUCGGCGGUCUUCUGCGGGGGGACAAGGGCUGGCUGGCGGUAGCGCCGGACAAGGCCCGAGCACUAGCAUUCAAAGGCGCGGUCCUGGCCACGCAAAGCUCCUGGAGCGCUGGCGCGCUCCAGCAUUGGGCCGGGCAGGCUUGUUUUGCCGCCGGCUUCCGCAGGCCUCUCUUCGCGGUGCUCGAACAAGUCUUCCCGACCAUUCAGUUGGCAGCAAGUGGGCCUAUUCAGGCCAGCGCAGCAACCAUGGACGAAAUCAUUGCCUUCACAUUAUUGCUGCCUCUAGCAUACACAAACUUGCGGGCGCAAGUGAAAAGAGCAAUCUCGUGCACGGAUGCGUCGGAACACGGGGGAGGGGCGGCCGAAGCUACCACCUUCGUCCGCACUCAGGACCCGCAGCGCGCCGCGCGCUUCGAAGCGCACUUUGCGAGGCUGGCGGAAGACUCCUCCAGGGCGACCGGAAAGUCCGCGGGCUGCGUCGUGUGCGGCACCUCCCUGCCAGAAAACGCUUGGGCCGGCAAUUUUGCGCGCUGUCCGGCAGCGUGCGGCGCGGUCAUGUGUUCGGUGGACUGCGUGCUCACGCACCGCCGGGUAAGUUGCGACUUAGCGGGGGAGAGGCUAUUCAGCUUCUUCGAGGGCCACUCCGGCCCCGAUGCCCUGCUUACGUGGGCCGUAGCCUGCUCAGGCGUGGAGAUUUGUCUCCCCCUCGACCCCACCAGGGUCCCCUACUCGGAGGUGCUCCGAGAAUCGGGGCGCAAACACAUCCACUUGGAAGCGGAUGACGAGGCCACAGCUUGGGAGCAUUGGAAUGCAUCCCCGGAGUGGCAGGCGCACUCGCGCUCCCUUUCGGCGCCCGGGGGAAAGCCCGCCAAAAUCGGCAGCCUUGCGUUCGCAAGGUUGCAGUGGAGGCUCGCCAACUGGGGGUUUGCAGUCGUGCAAGCCCCCGCGCAUGACCCUCUGUGGUACACCCCGGAAGCUCUCGCGGUGAGCCGCCGCGCAGGGGUGCACGAAACAGCCGUCGUCCUUGACUACGGGGGCGCCGGCGGCCAGCAGGAAGUUUGGUUCCUGCACAACUGCCGGGCACUGUGCACGGUGCUUCCAGGCGCGCCAGGCCAGGCUACUUCAAGAGAGGCUUUCCGAACGGCAUACGCCGGAGCCGUCACCCAGGCCUUGAAAGACCUAGGGGCCGGCACGCUGCCGCUGCAGCCCACCAGUAGACCAGAAUGGAUCCGCGACCAAUUGGCGCAGGAGCGCCGCAAGGCCUACAGCGAAGGCGCGACGUGGCUAUGGCUACUGUCCGGGUCCCUGGACAGGGUCAUGGUGGUGGGCCGCUGGCAGCACGCCAACACAGCCCGCAUUUACAUCGAAACUGCGGCAGCAGAGCUUGGUAGCUGGAAGCACAGCGACCGCGCCGAAUCGCUCAUCCACCAGGCCGGAGCAGCAGGAAGAAGAGCAUUGCUGGGCGCUUGA
Prorocentrum cordatum is the source of this 4365-nucleotide messenger RNA. The record is from the annotation of a GenBank genome assembly. Lineage: Eukaryota; Dinophyceae; Prorocentrales; Prorocentraceae.